This is a messenger RNA of Protopolystoma xenopodis, 297 nucleotides long. NCBI's taxonomy places the organism in Eukaryota, Metazoa, Platyhelminthes, Monogenea, Polystomatidea, Polystomatidae. The record is from the annotation of a GenBank genome assembly.
AUGAGUAGUCUCACCGUCUCGCCAUCUCUUCGCAUCGCCACAUCGCCUCGUCUCCAAUUCUCAGACGUCCGAGCCGCCAUCUUGGAUCUUCUUGACAUUUACAGAGCGAGUCUCGUCUUUUUGGGCGACACAUCUAUCAUUCGAGGUUAUACACAUACACAUACACAUGCACAAUUACACCCGGACAUACACGGGGGCCUUUUCCAACACAUGCCGAUGACUACUUACACUCUUGUAAGUAGUCGCUUGAUGGAACGACGAAACCAGCCGUCUCAUCCUCUUACGACGUGUGUCUAA